Messenger RNA from Vitis vinifera (wine grape), 666 nucleotides. The record is from the annotation of a RefSeq genome assembly. NCBI's taxonomy places the organism in Eukaryota, Viridiplantae, Streptophyta, Magnoliopsida, Vitales, Vitaceae.
AUGUCAUGCCUGAUGAGCUCCAUAAUAAGAAACCGCCUCGAAGGGAAGUUGAUCAUGGACCUUGUGCCGGUCACAAAGCCACCAGCCCGCGCACCCUAUCGCAUGUCACAACCUGAGUUGGCAGAACUAAGGAAAAAGUUGAAAGAGCUGCUGGAUGCGGGCUUGCUUCAGCCAGCUAAGUCACCGUAUGGCGCACCUGUUCUUUUUCAGAAGAAGCAAGAUGGCUCUCUUAGAAUGUGCGUAGACUACCGAGCACUCAAUAAGGUGACCUUUCGGAACAACUAUCCCAUUCCGCUUGUCGCCGACUGUUUUGAUCCGCUUAGCAAGGCAAGAGUGUUUACUAAGUUGGAUCUCCGAUCGGGGUACUGGCAAGUCAGGAUUUCAGAGGGGGAUGAAUCAAAGACGACUUGUGUCACGAGGUAUGGAGCUUAUGAGUUCCUUGUCAUGCCGUUUGGCUUGACCAACGCGCCAGCAACCUUUUGUACGCUAAUGAAUCAGGUAGUCCGAGACUAUCUGGAGAAUUUCGUUGUGGUGUAUCUCGACGAUAUUGUCAUUUACAGCUCUAGUUUUGAAGAGCAUUCAGUGCAUUUGAGAAAGGUGUUUACCAGGUUGCGGGAACACGAACUGUAUGUCGUCGAAAUGCUAUUUUGUUUAAACGAAGAUUAA